Molecule: messenger RNA, 1960 nt
Organism: Cotesia glomerata
Lineage: Eukaryota; Metazoa; Arthropoda; Insecta; Hymenoptera; Braconidae
Gene: frj
Product: lysophospholipid acyltransferase 7
Exons: 6
Coding region: 278-1657 (459 amino acids)
Biological process (GO): phosphatidylinositol biosynthetic process; lipid modification
Cellular component (GO): mitochondria-associated endoplasmic reticulum membrane contact site; membrane
Molecular function (GO): lysophospholipid acyltransferase activity
Source: RefSeq, a predicted model, not a curated record
AUCUAUAUUUGCUCAAAUAUAUACAAAUAGCUCAGUUGAAUAUGAAAAUUGUCCAUUUAUUGUCAUAGUGGUUACUGAUUAUACAACCACAUGUGAAUAAACAACGAAAAUUAAAAAGCAACAAAUGUAAAACUAAGUAGAAGUGAACAACGGGCAUUUAAAUAAAAAAAAGAGUCUGAUACGGGUAGUAGGGUGUAUGAUAACGCAGUGCAGACAAUUCAGUCUUUCAUUGGACUUACUCCAAUCAGUGUGAUAUUUAUAUUAUAUUUGCCGCACCAUGAUAAUCGAUGAUAUUAUUUAUGUCGGUCUAUUACUCGGACUUAUAGGAUUUGGUAAUUAUUUUCGUACUAUAAAAAAUCCAUUCAAUAAACAAUGGGUGAGUACUGGAGUUGGAUUUUUUGUAUCACUCAUAGUUUCUGGAUGGGAUAUUUUACACCCGAUAGCUAUGACUAUCGUAUGUGCUGUGAUUCUUUCGCAAUUAGCUCCUAGGAUUAGACAUACGGCAUCGUUUUUCUUUUCAUUUUUUUAUCUCUUGAUAAUAUCAAGAUUAACUCAUUUGUUUGGACUACCGGAGAUUUCGACACACACUAAUUUAAUACUCAUGUUGAUGACGUUGAAGUAUGGAGGUAUGGGCUUUGAAUUGAAUUCAGCGCUGGAAGAUUUUAAAAACAAUCCAGAUGUCCAAUGCUACAAAGCUAUGAAAAAUAUUAACUUUUUAGAUGUUGUUCAUUAUGGCUGGAGUUAUAUGGGUAUUUUAACAGGUCCUUUCUAUAGAUACAGGACGUACUGGGAUUGUAUAAAUAGAAAGUUUUCCGACUAUAUUGAAUGUUGGGAACCAACAUUGUACAAAUUAAAAUUAAUAGGUGUAUCAACUGUAAUAUUUUUAUUCACCAGUAAUAUAUGGCCCAAUUUCUAUGUAUUAACAGAAGAAUUUCAACAAAGGUCAUUUUGGUACCGACUAUGGUUCAUUAUUCCAGCAUUUUUAACUUUCCGUACAAGAUUGUAUGUAGGAAUGAUGUUUUCCGAGAGUGUGUGUCAGAUGGCUGGUUUAGGAGUCUAUCCUAUUUGUUCACAACCUCAACCUGGUCUCGGUCCGAAGGACUACAAAGCAGCUGAGCAAAUCGCCUUGAAUCCAGAGAAAAUAAAAGAUGAAAAAAUGGACUUUGAGACAGUGUUUAACAUUGAUUGGUGGGGUGUUGAAAAAAGUUAUCUUGUAAGAACGGCCAUGAAGCGUUGGAAUAUUACUGUUCAGUAUUGGAUGGCUACAUAUGUAUACAAAGUAUUUCCAUGGAAAAAUUUACGAAUACCGGCGACAUUCUUUGUUUCAACAAUUUGGCACGGAUAUGCGUUUGGGUAUUAUGUCGGAAUAUUUUCUGUUAUUACGUACCUUCCCCUUGAAGAUAUGUAUGUUAAAUUUUACAAUCAAACUGAGGAAGGCAGCUCGGCGAGAACAAGAUGGUGGUGUCUGAUGUGGUUUAUGAGAUUCUUCUGCAUGGCUUACCUCUCAUUCGGCUUCCAAUUGCUCACUUUUGAGAAUAAUUAUAUUUAUUACAAGAGCAUUUAUCUAGUUGGACAUAUUAUUGGUGUUAUAAUGUACAUAAUUGGACGCACGCUGAAGCCUUAUUUGAUUACCAAAACUAAUGAUCAAAAGCUAUAAUUAGUAUAGUAUUGAAUAAUAAUUGUUGCCUUAAUAAUUUAAAUUAGGAAUUGAGAUUGCGAAUCUUUUAAUUACUAAUAACAAUUUUAACUAUUUUUUUUUUUCUAAUAAUUUAUUUUGAAAAAUUAAAAUAUUAGUUUUUAAAUAAUUAAUAACUCACAAUUGCCAAUACAUAAUAGUCUUUAAGUAUAAAAUCAAUACGAAGGAUAUUGAUUACGAGUUCGUAUACAAAGAAAGAAAUUAAUUAUUAAUACUGUAGAUUUUACUCAAUUGUUAAAAAAUGCGUAACAAUUUUAUGACAAA